CAGCGCCCGGUCCGGCUCGGUCGGGCGGCCGCGGCCAUGACGCAGGGUCCGGGCGGGCGCGCGCCCCCCGCGCCCCCCGCACCCCCGGAGCCCGAGGCGCCCACCACCUUCUGCGCGCUGCUGCCGCGCAUGCCGCAGUGGAAGUUCGCGGCCCCCUCCGGCUUCCUGGGCCGCGGCCCAGCGGCGGCGCGGGCAGCCGGGGGCGCCGGGGGCGCCGGGGCCACCGACCUCGAGCCCGAGCCCGAGCCCGAGCCCGAGCCCGAGCCCGAGCCGGCUGGUCCGGCCGGCGUCCCUGCGCUGGCGGCCGCGGUCCUGGGCGCCUGCGAGCCGCGCUGCAUGGCGCCCUGUCCCCUGCCUGCUCUCAGCCGCUGCCGGGCCGCUGGGGCGCGGGGGGCGCGGGGGCCGCGGGGCGCGCGGGGGUCGGCCGGGCCCCCGGACGCCGCCGCCGACGAGUGGAUCCGCAAAGGCAGCUUCAUCCACAAGCCGGCGCACGGCUGGCUACACCCAGACGCCAGGGUCCUGGGUCCUGGGGUCUCCUACAUCGUGCGGUACAUGGGCUGCAUCGAAGUCCUCCGCUCCAUGCGCUCCCUGGACUUCAGCACUCGCACCCAGGUCACCAGGGAAGCCAUCACCCGACUCCAUGAGGCUGUGCCUGGUGUCAGGGGUUCCUGGAAGAAGAAGGCCCCCAACAAGGCGCUGGCCUCCAUCCUGGGUAAGAGCAACCUGCGCUUCGCAGGAAUGAGCAUUGCAGUCAGCAUCUCCAUCGAUGGCCUCAACCUCUCGGUGCCGGCCACGCGCCAGAUCAUCGCCAACCACCACAUGCAGUCCAUCUCCUUCGCAUCGGGUGGCGACACGGACAUGGCGGAUUACGUGGCCUAUGUGGCCAAGGACCCCAUCAACCAGAGAGCCUGCCACAUCCUGGAGUGCUGCGAGGGCCUGGCCCAGAGUGUCAUCAGCACCGUGGGGCAAGCCUUCGAGCUACGCUUCAAACAGUACCUGCAUAGCCCCCCCAAGGUGGUUUUGCCCCUGGAAAGGCUGACCGGGCUGGAGGAUUCGGCCUGGGGGGAUGAGGAGGAGCUGGAACACAACUACUACAACAGCAUCCCGGGGAAGGAGCCGCCCCUGGGCGGUCUGGUGGACUCCAGGCUCGCCCUCACACAGCCUUGCCCGCUCGGGACCCCUGGAGCCCUCGGCCAGGCAGCAUCUCCUGCUCGAAGAGACACCCGCGGCCUGCAGUGGGACAUGGGCCCCUCAGCGCCAGCCGCGCCUGGGGACGGCUACGUGCAGGCGGACGCCCGGGGCCCCCGAGACUACGAGGACCACCUGUACGUCAACACGCAGGGUCUGGACGGCCCCGAGCCGCUGCAGCCCGAGGACAGCCCCCAGAGGGACCUGUUCGACAUGCGUGCUCGGUCAGUGCUGCCCAGUUCAGAGGGACCCUUUGAGGACGCCCUGAGGCUGCAUGAGUGCUCCGUUGCGGCGGGCACUGCGGCAGCCCCCCUCCCGGUGGAGGACCAGUGGCCCAGCCCCCCGACCCGCCGAGCCCCCAUCGCCCCCACCGAGGAGCAGCUGCGGCAGGAGCCCUGGUACCACGGCCAGAUGAGCCGUCGGGCGGCCGAGAAACUGCUUCGAGCCGACGGGGACUUCCUCGUGCGCGACAGUGUCACCAACCCCGGACAGUACGUCCUCACUGGCAUGCACGCGGGGCAGCCCAAGCACCUGCUGCUGGUGGACCCUGAGGGCGUGGUAAGGUGCGGACCAAGGACGCACUGUUCGAAAGCAUCAGCCACCUGGUCGACUACCACCUGCAGCACGGGCAGCCCAUCGUGGCCGCGGGGAGCGAGCUGCACCUGCGCGGCGCGGUCAAGCGGGAGCCCUGAGCCAGGUGGUGAUUCUCAGCCCGCGGGUCCUGGCCCUGCUCCCCGAUGCCCCUGUCGUGGCCUUAGGGGCUCCUCAGCCUUUGUCUGGACCCUGGUUGGGCCUGAACCACCGCUGUCUCUCCUUCCUCUGCGUGGGUCUCUGGAAUCUUCCUUCUCCAGGUGGCCCUGAGCUGGGUCAACUGGGCCAGGAGACGGGGCCCCAGGCCCCUUUCUCCUGCUGAGCCCCCACCUGCCUGCACCUUUCACCUGGAGUGAGGGUGCAUAUACCAAAGACAGAACCUUUUCUCGCCUUUAAGGAAAAUAUAUCAAAAAGCAGCCACGUACCUGGGAGCCCUGGCCAAGGUCCCUGACAGGGCUGGACAUCAGCUCACCUCCCUGGCAUGGAGAGGGAUUCCUGGCUUGGCUGGGCUCAGUCUUUCCUCCUGAAAAAUCCGUGCACAGUUGUCUUUCUGGGGAGGAAUCGAGGUGCUUUGGGUCCUCAGCCCAGGCCGAGUGCUGGUGUGGAUGUGUUGAUGGGGAAUGUUGAAGGGGCAGCCUUGUGGCUCGCCUGGGAUGAGGGAGGCAUCCUGGCAAAUCCUGGACAGUGGCCCCUGGCGGAGGUGGCUGUGAGGCCCCGCCCUCCCUGCUGUCAACCUGGAUGGACAUUUGGAAUCUGUUUGUAAUUAAACCUGGGAAUGA
Molecule: messenger RNA, 2558 nt
Organism: Camelus dromedarius (Arabian camel)
Lineage: Eukaryota; Metazoa; Chordata; Mammalia; Artiodactyla; Camelidae
Gene: SHC2
Product: SHC adaptor protein 2
Exons: 14
Coding region: 37-2049 (670 amino acids)
Biological process (GO): intracellular signal transduction; cell surface receptor protein tyrosine kinase signaling pathway
Cellular component (GO): plasma membrane
Molecular function (GO): receptor tyrosine kinase binding
Source: RefSeq, a predicted model, not a curated record